This is a messenger RNA of Ipomoea nil (Japanese morning glory), 457 nucleotides long. Its product is annotated as abscisic acid and environmental stress-inducible protein TAS14-like. Gene Ontology annotation, biological process: response to water. Lineage: Eukaryota; Viridiplantae; Streptophyta; Magnoliopsida; Solanales; Convolvulaceae. The coding region runs from base 2 to 232 and encodes 76 amino acids. The record is from RefSeq and is a predicted model, not a curated record. The transcript has 2 exons.
CAUGCAUCAGCAACCUCAGCUUCGUCGAACCGGCAGUUCAAGCUCCAGCUCUUCUGAGGAUGAUGGGGAAGGAGGGAGAAGGAAGAAGGGAACAAAGGGGAAGAUGAUGAAAGAGAAGUUGGAAGGGGAGCACCACCAUACUUGUGCUGAAGGGGGAGAAGAAGUGGGUGCAGGUGGCCAAAAGAAGGGGAUGAUGGAGAAGAUCAAGGACAAGAUCCCUGGAAUGCACUGAUCCAUCCAUCCAUAUAUAUAGCUUUCUCAGCUCCUCGGAAGAUACAAUAUAAUAAUAAUAAUAAUGUGUAUACUAUAAAUAUGCAUGUAUGCAUGUUUAUGUUACGUUGUAUUGUAUUUAUAUAUGUAUGUGAGGUUGUGUGAGUCAUAAAGCAUGGCGUUAGUUUACCCUAUUCUACAGGCCAUGCAUAUAUGCAACAUCAAGAGUGGAUGGUCUUGUGUUGUA